AUGUGCGGCGCACGGCGAAACGGAUGUGGUGGCGAAACGGAUGUGGUGUGCGGGCGCGCGCCCGCAAAAGCAGCUUCGGGAAGGGAUGAUCCAGCUUGCAGACCACCCGCGGCGCAGGAGCAGAAGGAGGCGGGGGCGGCGGAGGAAGACGAGGAGGGAGGGCAGCGCCAAGGGGGGGGGGGGGGAAGGGGGAAGUCCGAGCUGGACCUCCGCUGGUGCACGCCUGGUGGGGGGCCCGUGGGGCCGGCAGAGACGCCAGGAGGAUCGGGGAAGGAGGCGAGGGGUUGUCCUCAGGACGUGUGCCAGCGCCAGCAAGUGCCCGGGGCCACCGAGGCCCUUCCCGGUGCGGCGUGUGUAUGCGGCGUGGGCGCUGCACCUGAUGAGGGGCUCGCACGGGCUGCGCGCCACACGGUGGAGCUGAGCGGGGUAGGCACGCACUGGACCAGCCCGCGCCCUGAGGGCAAUCGCGAGGACGGGUGCAACCUGUGGGCGCGAAGCCGAUGACACCGAACGAGUCAGCGGCACACGGCACACAACCCACGGCCGCAGCCCCUGGCGCAGCCUGCGGCACUGGAAGAUCGGCGGCACGCGGUGCGCACUCCAUGAUGCAGACCGUGGGCGCGACGGAUGGCACCGACAUGCCAGCCUAUGGCAUCGAAAAGUCGGCCGCACACGGAGCUCCAACCCAUGUCCGCAGCCCAUUGCGCAACCAGCGGGCGCAAGCUUAUGGUAUUGGAAAAUUAGCAGCAACUGCUCCUCAGCUCAGGAAAAGAGAGAGAGAGGGGGGCAGGGGGGCGGGGGGAAAAGAGAGAGAGAGAGCGUAGGUGGACACAAAAUGGGGAGGACGAAGAGGAAUGCGCAUCGCCAAAAAAGACAAUUGGCUCACUCGGUGAUCUUGAACAGGAAGGCGACGAACAGCGGAAAGAACACCAAAAGUGCGACGCUCUGCGUACGCUCGUCCGCCUCCCAGUCUGGGGGCACAUACGGCUCGCCGCCCUCGGUGGUGCCCUGCCUCUCCUUGCUCAGCUUCAGCUUGCGAGAGAAGACCUCAGAAGCACCCUCCCAAAAUUCAAGAGGGCCCACGAAGUGUGGUGUCAAGUCCAGCGCCGAUCCUGACCGUUCAACGGCGACAAGCGGAGCUUGACCUCAUCUUCAUGCGCACGACCGCAUGACCCAUCGGACACGCGGCUCAACAUACGGGAACGCGCGGGCGAGACAGGCCACGGCGGGCGCGAGAGGGCACGAAUCCAAGCAAUGGCCCCGAUCCUGACCCGGGUCGGACGAGGGGGGAGGGGGGGAACUGCCGUCGGGAACGUUUGCUUAGCUCGUCUCGGCGGCGUCCCUGGGGGCAAGCCAUGCCCUACAAGCGGAUCGCGUGUCGCUCCGCUCCGCGGGGCGGGAGGC
Molecule: messenger RNA, 1404 nt
Organism: Prorocentrum cordatum
Lineage: Eukaryota; Dinophyceae; Prorocentrales; Prorocentraceae
Source: the annotation of a GenBank genome assembly